Molecule: messenger RNA, 1305 nt
Organism: Falco peregrinus (peregrine falcon)
Lineage: Eukaryota; Metazoa; Chordata; Aves; Falconiformes; Falconidae
Product: translation initiation factor IF-2-like
Source: RefSeq, a predicted model, not a curated record
AUGGGGUUGAGGACAUCUCCAUGGGAAUACGGAGCUCUCCAAGGCCUUGGGGACAUCUCCAUGGGCCUGGUAGGAUCUGUGGGGUCACCAUCAGCCAAGGUUGGCAUUGACCACCUCAAGGAUGACCUUGGCCAACCCAACGAUGAUGUUGACCACCCCAAGGUCAACGUUGACCGCUCCAGUGGAGGUGUUGACCACCCCAACGGUGUUGGCCAACUCACGUUGACCGCUCCGGUGGUGGCAUUGGCCACCCCAAGGGUGUUGGCCAACACUAGGGUGACCUUGGCCACCCCAACGGUGGUGUUGACCCACCCGAGGUCAACGUUGACCGCUCCAGCGGAGAUGUUGACCACCCCGAGGUUGACGUUGCCCAACCCAACGUCGCUCUUCCCCUCCCCCCACCGCCUUUUCUUCUUCUCCAGAACCUCCGACCCUUCCAUCCCCGUCUCGCCCGUCUCCGCCGUUCGAGCUUCUCGCGGCCUUCGCCGCUUGUCCCUCCUCCGCCUCCUCCGCGAGCAGGUCCUCCGCCACCCCCUCCUCCCCGCGCGCCUGGCGCUGUGCCCGCCCCCCGGCCCCCGAUCCCCCCCGUGGUGGGAACGGGGCCACCACGACGGAGAACUUCUCCGAGGAGCCGCCCGGCACGGCUUGGCGCACCCUGAAACCGCCAUCUUGGGGGACCCCGACUUCUCCUUCGCGGCGGGCGCGGUGGCGCUAUCUCCGCGCUCAGGCGGAGGUGGGGGGGACCCCCCCGCCACUCCGCCCGCCGCCGCCGCCCCAGAGCGUGGUGGGACAUCCAGCCCCGCCACUGGCGCCACCCACCGAGGACGAGGACUCGGAGCUGGAGAAGCUGUCGGCAUCCGCCUCCGAGUCGUCGUCCUGCGAGGAGGACAGCGACGAGGACAGGGGUGCGGAGCCGUCGUGCGGUGGGGGAGGAGGAGGAAGAGGAGGAGGAGGAAGAGGAAGAGGAGGAGGAAGAGGAAGAGGAAGAGGAGGAGGGGUCGCCCCCCCCUUUGCGGAGGGGGGGGGGGUCUCCCGCGCCCCCCCCGGGGACCCCCCCCAGGGGCCUCCCCCGGCCCCCCGGCACCUCCACGACUGGCCCAAGGAUCGGGCCCUGAUCCGCCGGCUGGACCUGGUGUGCCAAGCGGUGCUGGCGGGCGAGUGGCCGCUGGAGAAUUUGGGGGGGGUCCCGGGGGGUUACCCCGCCCCCUCCCCCCACCCCCUCCCCCCCCCCCCUCCCCCCCAGCGACCCCCCCCCCUUACACCCGCCUGCGCCAUCGAGGAGAAGGAGUUCACGGUGCAGAUUAA